Plectropomus leopardus (leopard coralgrouper) is the source of this 3285-nucleotide messenger RNA. RefSeq names its product adaptor related protein complex 5 subunit mu 1 (gene ap5m1). Lineage: Eukaryota; Metazoa; Chordata; Actinopteri; Perciformes; Serranidae. The record is from RefSeq and is a predicted model, not a curated record. Gene Ontology annotation, biological process: endosomal transport. Gene Ontology annotation, cellular component: late endosome; cytosol; AP-type membrane coat adaptor complex.
UGCUGCUUUAGACAAACUGAUGCAGUGAGGAAGAAUAUCUGAAAUUAACAACUGAACCGUAUGAGAUGCGUUUAUUAGUGUUGAAGUCACGAAAUAGUUUGUAUAUUGAGGACUGACGUACAGCCAGACAAAUGAGUUUGCGUGCUUUGUGGAUUAUUUCUCACGACAAGGGUGAAAAUGUGUCACUGCGAUUUACAAGGAGGUUUGCAACCGUGGAGCACCGUGCAAAGAGCCUGGCAGGUUCCUCAUAUGUAGAAGUCCCAGAAGACAACACAGUGCUGCAGCUCCUGCUCACUGAGUUAGGGCUUUCAGACUCAGACAAACCCUAUGUAGCUCUCAGAGAUGAUUGCCUUCAUCGCCAGCGAUCGCCAGCCAUGGAGCUUCGUGUGGACGGUCCUGGAAAGGGCAUACUUUGGCCGGUGUUGGUCAUCUCACAAGGGCCUCUUACCCUAGCUUGCCUGCCUUUAGUGGAUGCCCCUGCUGAGCCACGGCCACCCCUUGCCAGCCUGCUGUCUGUCUCCCAGGGCCUCACACUCCUGGCAGGUCUGCAGACUUUUCUCCUCGGCUCUGGGGGUAAGCCUGAUAGCGAGGGGCUGGCCUCUCGCCUGGCGAUGCUGCCCUCUGUGCUCUUGCAGGUUUGUCCACUUGGCACACCCCUGGAUGUGCCACUACUGGGGGCACCUGCUACACCCACAGUGCCCACAACUGCUGGGAACCAGAAGCAGCCAGCCUGGAAGACGGGGCUCCACCGCGGUCGAGCUGUGGUGAAUGUAGCACUGAUAGAAACAGUGCGCUCCAUGCAGUAUGGAAACCUGAGCAGACAGGAUCUGUGGGAUGUUUAUGGCACUGUGACAUGCAAAUGUGAGGUGGAAGGGGUGCUCCCAAAUGUGACGGUAACACUCACACUGCCGCCAAAUGGUUCUCCACUACAGGACGUCCUGGUUCAUCCUUGUGUCACCUCACUGGAUUCUAGUAUCCUGACUGCCAGCAGCGUGGAUAACAGUGACGGCUCAGCUUUCUCUGGGCCAUAUAAGUUCCCCUUCUCUCCUCCUCUGGAGCCUUUCAGACUAUGCAGCUAUACAUCUCAGGUCCCCGUUCCCCCCAUCCUCGGCUCGUAUCAGCUGAGGGAAGAAGAGAACAAGCUGCGUGUGUCAGUAACCCUUAAACUUCACGAGAGUGUGAAGAACAGCUUUGAAUAUUGUGAAGCACACCUGCCAUUCUUUAACAGGGAUCAGAUGGGUGCUGUGGAUGUGAAGGUGAGCUCCGGACAACUGGAUGUUUCAAAGGAGAAGAACCUACUGGUCUGGGGUCUGGGACAAAAGUUUCCUAAAUGCCGUGAGGUCACAAUGGAGGGCAAGGUGAGCUUUUCUGGGUCGGCACCGGGACCUACUGACCCCCUCUGCACAGAACUUACAGCCUAUAUCAAAUUGUAUUUCAAAGUGCCUGACAUGACGCUCUCUGGCUGCAGUGUGGACCAGCAUUCAGUGCAGGUUUAUUCCUCUGCCAAACCACGGAUUAUAACAUCCCGAGAACUUCAAUCCAAAGAGUACUAUAUAUGGAAUUCAACAGGAAAUGCUCCGGUGUCCUCUGGCCAGAUGAUGCUGUAACACGAACAUAUUAAGAGCAGCUGGUUGGAAAGGUGCUCAGUUCACUGUACUGCAACAGGACUGAAGACUGUCGCACACAAACAGGAAUCCAGACCAGAUAUUUGACCACCAAAAAUGUCUUGUUACCACCUGUUGUUACUCCAGAGCUCACAAAUAAUAGAACAUUUAAAUAGCAGCCAAAAUAAGUGAUAGAUUUUACAUGUUACCCAACAUUUACAUGUAAAAGACUGAAUAAUUUUGUUUUCAUGUGCUAACUUUGACUGGCAGAAGUAUUGAUUCUGUUGAUGGACAGAUACUUUGGAAAAAAAAAACCUGCCCCUGUAGUCCAACUUCUUUUAUCCCUUCACCCUCCCUCAAAUUUAUCCCAUUGCAGACACAAGGGCCACCCCUCGCUUUGACAGUCCCACUUCAGUGACUCUCCAUCAGCCGGAUAAUUAGCAGCUGGGGCCUUGUCAUCAGCUGUUGUGGGCCUGGAGGAGAGGGGCGGCGGGGCUGUGAAAGGCCAGGCUGCUCUGGCCAGUGUCUUGGCUACAAAAGGCUCCUCUUUAGAGCUGGCAGGAGUCCUUGCCCCCUCCACCAAUCACCGCACCCCCACCCCUUUUGACCCCCAUCCCCGCCCUGUCAACUAGUGGCUAGUUCAAACACUCAACCUCUCCAGCCAGACUGUGAUUGAGCGCUGACCCUCUGGCCCUCUGAGAGUUUAAAGCAGCUGGUCCCAUUCAACGUGCAGGACCUGCCUAAUUGGUGAAAAAGUCACAAGGAUGAAAGUGUUUGGGCCAGCUCUUGAGAUUGUGUAGGUGCUUAAUUAAUCUGGAACUUUAAUUACAUUAUUUUGAUCUUUAUUGUCGUGAAACCUCCCUUUACAAUCAAUACUUAAUUAUAAAGAUAAUAUUUAAAGAAGGGCAUUUAGUUCUUGAUGUUUCUCACUUUUUACAUGAAUUCACUCGAACUAUGAUGAUUUUCGUAAUGUAACAUUUCUACUGUGAAAGCUCCACCUCUGUGUAUCAAGUUAGCUGAAUAACCAGCUGAAGAAGGGUUAAAUCAGAGGAGAUUGUGCCCCGCUAUUCCACAGCAGCCAGACUCCUCUGAGUGCCCUCAUUGUCUGCUGUUGGCCUCUUGUGCCCCUUGCUGGUCCAAAUGCUACAUUCUCACGUGGAUUUCCACUCAGAAGGCUGACCAUGACCAAUCCUCUGUCAAUUGGAACCAAUUGCUCACACGGCAUCCUUCACCUUCUUUUUAUGUAGCAGUACGGAGUGGCAGACACCGAGACCUCGCGGCUCUCCCCCUCCACGAUGAUUUGGCUUUAAGGCCCAGUGUGUAUGGCUAGCGAACUGGAAAAGGAGAAGUUUUUUUUGAGGAGUUGGGCCCACUCUAAAUCUCCUCAGUAUCCCAAUAUGUGGUCAGUCUGGCUCCUCAAGUCUGCAGUCAGUGGCCUCUCACUGGCAGACUUUGCUUUGUUGAUUGAACGGCUCGCUAAGUAGAUGGACUCGUUUUAAUGUGUUGCUCUGCUCCGGUGCCUCCAGCUCAUACCUUUGGGUCUUGGGUGUUUUUCAGAAUCAUUAUUAAUUUGUUCCAUCUUUGGUUACUCUUCUAUACGUGCACACAGGAGAGGGAUUAACACUUUUGUACGAUAAUCAAAAUUAAACUCACACAGGCUAAAUAAAUGUGUAAAAAGAAA